GUGUGUGUGUGUUUGGGCAGGGCUGCAGUGAAGCGCAGCUGAUGUGUGUGAUUCUCUGUCAGACGGAUCUUCUUGUGUUUCGGUGGAAAUCGGUGAGAUAUUCUGAGCUUAUGAUUUCAUCCAUAUGUGUUCAUGACGGAGCCGCCUUUAUCUUUUAUUCAUUUGUGGAGACCGCAGAGAUUUGCACCGGGACUGACAUUAUGCGCUCGGUAACCGGGUGAUGCUGAUGCUGACAUCUUCCAUCAUCCAUCUGCUUUAACGGGAAUACUGCGCUCGUUCAUUAUCCAUUCAUCUCGUAGACGGAUUCAACAUGUCCAUGAAAGCCAAAAACGGCGAGGCGGUGAAGGUGGUGGUUCGGUGUCGCCCGCUCAACCGUAAAGAGGAAUCGAUGGGGUAUGAGCAUAUCGUGCAGAUGGAUGUGAAACUGGGCCAGGUGGCCCUGCGGAACCCCAAGGCGGGUCCGGGAGAGCUGCUCAAGACCUUCACGUUCGAUGCGGUUUACGACGCUUGUUCCAAACAGAGCGACCUGUACGACGAGACGGUCCGGCCGCUCAUCGACUCGGUUCUGCGCGGCUUCAACGGCACCAUCUUCGCGUACGGACAGACGGGAACCGGGAAGACGUACACCAUGCAAGGCCAGUGGCUGGACGCCGAGCGCCGCGGCAUCAUCCCGAACUCGUUCGAGCACAUCUUCACGCACAUCUCGCGCUCUCAGAACCAGCAGUACCUGGUCCGGGCCUCUUAUUUGGAGAUCUACCAGGAGGAGGUCCGCGACCUGCUCACCAAAGACCACAGCAAGAAGCUGGAGCUGAAGGAGAGCGCCGACUCAGGGGUCUACAUCAAAGAUCUGUCCUCCUUCGUCACCAAGAACGUGAAGGAGAUCGAGCACGUGAUGAACGUGGGGAACCAGACCAGAUCGGUGGGCUUCACCAACAUGAACGAGCACAGCUCGAGGUCGCACGCCAUCUUCAUCAUCACGGUAGAGUGCAGCCAGCUUGGGCCAGACGGACAGAACCACAUCCGCGUUGGCAAACUCAACCUGGUUGACCUGGCGGGCAGCGAGCGACAGACCAAGACUGGCGUCCAAGGAGAACGUCUGAAGGAGGCCACCAAGAUCAACCUGUCCCUCUCCGCUCUGGGAAAUGUAAUCUCUGCGUUGGUGGACGGGCGAAGUUCUCACGUUCCCUACCGUGACUCUAAACUCACGCGGUUGCUUCAGGACUCAUUGGGCGGGAACGCCAAGACCAUCAUGGUGGCCACUUUGGGACCGGCCUUCUACAAUUACGAGGAGACCCUGACCACCCUGCGUUACGCCAACCGCGCCAAGAACAUCAAGAACAAGCCUCGUGUCAACGAAGACCCCAAAGACGCCCUCCUGAGGGAGUUCCAGGAGGAGAUCGCCCGGCUGAAAGCGCAGCUGGAUAAACGCGGCAUGCUCACCAAGAGGAAGAGGAGGAGCAGGAGCCUGAGGAAGACCGGAGAAGGAGGAGAGGAAGAGGUAGAGGAGGAGGAUGUUGAAGAUGAUGAUGAAGAAAGCGUGGAGAAGGAGGCGCAGGAGUACAUGAAGGAGCAGCAGGAGAAGCUGGAGAGAGAGAAGGAGGCCAUCAGAGAUGAUCAUUCUCUGGUGGCGGAGGAGAAACAGAGACUCCUGGAAGAGAAAGAGAGGAUGAUGAGACAUCUGACGAAGGAGCAGGAGGCCACAGAACUCCUCACAGCCAAGUUUAAGGCAAUGGAGAGCAAGCUGCUGGUUGGUGGGAAGAACAUUAUUGAUCACACUAAUGAGCAACAGAAGAUGCUUGAACAGAAAAGACAUGAGAUUGCAGAACAGACACGCAGAGAGAGAGAAAUACAGCAGCAAAUGUUGGCUCAGGAUGAGGAAACACUAGAACUCAGAGAAACAUUCUCCUCACUGCAACAAGAAGUGGAAGCAAAGACUAAGAAACUCAAAAAGGUGAUGGAUGAUCUUCAGUCUCUGAAGGCUGACAUUCAGGAUGUGAAUGAUGAACAUGUGAGGAGCCGACAGGAGCUGGAGCAAACACAGAAUGAACUGACCAGAGAACUCAAAUUCAAAUAUCUGAUUAUAGAGAACUUUAUACCUCCUGAAGAGAAGAAUAAAAUCAUGAACAGACUUCAGUUUGACGCUGAGGAAGACCAGUGGAAGUUUCAGCCUCUCGUUCCUGCAGAGAAUAAAUUCACACAAAUGAAGAGAAGACCCGCCUCCGCUGUGGGAUACAAGCGACCAAUCAGCCAGUACGCCAGGGUUGCCAUAGCGAUAGGAGCUCAUUCCAGAUACAGGGCGGAGAAUAUAAUGGUUUUGGAACUGGACAUGACUCCUCCUGUCGUGUUUCAACUGGACCUCCCAAAGUUUGGAUCAGAGGUGGAAUCGUCCCGAGAUAUUCUGUUGGACAACACCAGUUACAGAGAGAAAUCAGCGGCUGGACGGGUCAGAAAAUCUCAGUCAUGGGCUCUGGACGGGAGGCAGCUGAUUGGCUGGAGGAAGGAUCUACAGGGUUCCCACAGGCUCAUGGAAAACCUGGAAAUGUUAAAAGGUGUGGGAACCCUGGCUCUAGAAGAACUUGUGCUCUAG
Molecule: messenger RNA, 2587 nt
Organism: Sinocyclocheilus rhinocerous
Lineage: Eukaryota; Metazoa; Chordata; Actinopteri; Cypriniformes; Cyprinidae
Product: kinesin-like protein KIF3C
Exons: 9
Coding region: 311-2587 (758 amino acids)
Biological process (GO): mitotic cell cycle; microtubule-based movement
Cellular component (GO): microtubule
Molecular function (GO): ATP binding; microtubule binding; microtubule motor activity
Source: RefSeq, a predicted model, not a curated record